Plasmopara halstedii is the source of this 1131-nucleotide messenger RNA. Its product is annotated as Fibrous sheath-interacting protein 1. NCBI's taxonomy places the organism in Eukaryota, Oomycota, Peronosporomycetes, Peronosporales, Peronosporaceae. The record is from RefSeq and is a predicted model, not a curated record. Bases 1 to 1131 code for a protein of 376 amino acids. The transcript is spliced from 4 exons.
AUGCGACGACCGUCUUCGAUAGGUGCUCUGAAUUCACCGAAUAAGCAAGUCGUCACACGCUCACUAGAAUAUAACGCACGUGGUGAAGUUCAAUGUAAUCAGCCAUGCCGACCCAACACGACUCCGAAGCCACGCAUUCAGCGCCUCUUGCUCGGUCCCGGUCAAAAUGUAACACACGAUCAGACUUUUCAGAAUCAAUUAAAAGCUCCACUUCCAUCAAAGCUGACUUACCUCCCCGACUCACCGCCGCGCUUUCAAUUCAUUGACGUUACGGAUUUAGAUAAUCCCCAAAGUAGCGAAGCACCUUGCGAGGUUGAGCAAGUUUUAUCAAAUUCAAAAAUAAUAGCGGAGUGUUUUGAGUCCGAUUAUGGUGAAUAUCGACAGGAGAAUUUGCCGUUAGAGGCCUUAACACCGAGCAGCGGUAAUUCUGACAAGCGACUUGAGAAUGAGGAACUCGAUUUAAGUCGAGAAUCUGUCGCAAUGAAAACGGAGAAAGUGGACGUUGAUACAUACGAAACGAGAGACCAGGAAUCAAACAAUGACGUGGGUAAAAUUGCUGACGACGACGAAGAGUACAAGCAAGCGUUGGCAAAUAGGGGGCGAUUGCUGAUCAACGAGGCAAAUCGUCAGCGAACUCGUAGUGAGCUGGAGUCAUAUGUGGGCUCUUUGAAAGCAAUGAUUGACGAAGAUGGAGAACAAUUGGUUCAAUUUCCAAAAAACUAUCAGCAAGUUGUGUCCCUUAUGACACAAAAGGAUAUCAGGGAGGGAGACACAGCAUCUAAUCAAGACAAGCAAACCCAUUUGAAUUGGUCACGAGUUCUUAUUGACUCGGGAUUAUCAAAGCAGCAAGCCUUUGGUAUAAUCGAAGAAGUCGACGACGACCCGGAAUGCAAGAGUAAGUUGGCAGCCAAGAUUGCGCUCAAAAUGGCUCGUAUUCGUCAAUUAGAUACUGUCUUGGAGGAAAAACUCGGAAAGAAUUUGUAUGCGAAUAUUGCUCCAAGAAAGCAGAAAGCUUUGCGUCGUAAAGGAAUGAAAAAGGGUGUCAGGACUAGCAAUCUGUCAAGUCGAACAUUUAUGACGCAAGCGCAAUCGGCCGCGCCAAGUGAGACGUUAAACUGUGAAGAGCAAUAA